AUGUCUGUUCGCGAUGGUCUUUUUCCUAAAACCCACCCGAGGUUUAAUAGUUCAGUUGUCGCUGAUAAAAGCAAUAUACGCUCUGCAAUUUUAACUCAGCCCGAGCGCUACCUCUGGAGUUGUGACGAUCAGGGCAACGCAUACUAUCUUUCCUCUUGGGAGGCUGGUUGGCGGACACUGAGGGUUCGUAAUGGCCACCAACUGCGCGUGAAGCGUCUUGUAGCCAGUUCGUGGUGUGUUUGGGCUAUCUCGGCGGACCAGUCGCCCUACCUUUUCGUGCCUUCUGACGGAACUGUAACGCGGGUGACAGAGCUCAUUAGUCAGCAUGAGCGUUGGAAGCCAUCUUCGGGGUUUUCAGCGUCAAAUCUUUUGUCCUCCGACCCUCCCGAGUACCAUCAAGUUGGGCACGAGAGCAGCAGUUGGACUUCACUUCCUUCAACCCGUUGGCAAUGGGAGUCGAAGAAUUGGGAGUUUGUGCUCCAUCACAGCGAGGGCGGAGCAGGCUGGGAGUACUCCACAUCGUUCAGUCCGAAUGCGAGUUUUUCUUCUUUCUACCGGUGUGGUUGCGUGGUUCGUAGGCGUCGUUGGCAGCGUGUGCGACGCUUCUUAGGUCACGAUCGAUGGCUUCUCUGUUGCGUUUGUUCGAACGAACUCGAGUCCGACGCUGAACAACGCAACUCCCCAUCCGGUAUCGUUCAUGUUUAUCAACUUGCUAUUGGUGGAGAGGCCAUCCCCUACCAACCUCUUGGGUUUCUUUUGCUAUGGGCGGUCACCAGGGAUGGAAGGGUUAUCUUCAGGAGCGAUUUGCGUCGCGACAAUCCAGAGGGUACCAAGUGGGUUGAAAGCUGCCUCCUGAUGGUUUACCAGCAGAACUCCAAGAAGGCUCGUCCACAGACCCACCAGCCAUUCGCAAUUGACAUCCACGUCAACCAACACGGCCACGUCCUCGUACUGACUGACGACAAUCAAAUCUUCCACCGUGUGGGCGUCUCCUGGAAAAAUCCUUACGGCACCUCGUGGCAGUUGUUGACGUGUGAGUCGCCGCCACUGCAAGACCACGAGCACCUGGUGUCCGUGGGGCUAGGUAGACGCAGCGCGUGGAUUCUCGCUAACACCGGACGCUGCUGGUUCAGGGCGGACUUCAAUUGCGGUGGACUUCCCUCCGAUCCACACCGUCGGUGGUCGGCCAUGGCCGGCCGUCUCAAGGCCCUCUCCGUCUCCCCCACCGAUCAGGUCUUUGCUCUUGAUCGACUAUCGAACCGUCUGAUCUAUCGCAGCGGUAUAACUCCAGCCACUCCUGGCGGUGAAGCCUGGAUCUCCCUCGACCUGCCGAUUCUCCCAGGUCUCAACUGCGUCAGCGAGGGCCCUCGUAGUUCGUUCUGCCCCUCACAAGACGAGGCGCUCCAAUUGGUCGCACGGUUAGUACAACUGACCAAUCCGAGCUCGGACGACUCUUUCGACGAAAAUUUCGAGCACUGCAGCAUCCCGGAAGACAUCGACGUCAAUGCAGAGGCUUUGCUACCUCAGGCGCCACCGGCUCACGUGUUGGGUCGUAAACUUCGCAGAUUAUUUUCAUCAAGGAGUCGAACUCAAACACACGGCUUUUUUGAGAGUUUUCGCCACCUGCUGAAGGACGCUUUGGAUGACAGGGGCGACGCGACGAGGCCGGUGGUUGAUCGCGCCAUGCCGAGGAUCGGCCACCCUCCGGUCAACCUGGCCGUGCUCUGGGCCGGCGCGGUCUCGCGUCCCGAUGCGACGCUUCCGCCUGAACUACCCCACCGUUGGCGCGUCUCCGCUCUCAUUUCAGAGAAAAAGCAACUGAUCCCGUAUUUCACAAUCGACGACCCUCUUUCCCCUCCUGAUUGGUACAAGCAGAUUGGGAGCGCCCUCUCAGAGGAACUACCCCGUGUCUUCGAAGGUUCCAACUCCCUCCCCAAGGUAAUCAACUCGAAUGAAGGAUCAAAUCAGGAACCCUGGACCGAUUCCUUCGCCGUGGACGUUCUGCGUUUAUCGCCAAAUCCAUCCACUGAGCGCCGUCGUGUCGAAUGGCUGCGAGGCCAGGCCGUUGUCACUCACACCGCUCUCGAAAACCACCAUCCAGAAUUCCUCGUCACCUACCCCCCACCGGAUUCCCACUGCUCAGUGAGCGAUGAUUGGUUGGAGACCCACUCAAACGAUCAAACUUCGGAGAAGUUGAAUGGCGAUGAAGUCGCAUGGGCCGGAUAUGUGGGUGCCCUAUCAACACUCAUUCCUCGCACCUGGAAGGAUGCUGGUGCUGGUGGUCGUCGAAAGUUUGUGGAACACGUGCCCUUCAAGAAACCUGGCAGCGUGAAUCUGACCGAUCGCGGUCGGAGGCAGUCGUCACCACUGAACCACGCGCCACCCUCCUCGACAGGACGCUUGGUUGCAGUUUUUGCCAGGAGAGCCAGCUCAACGUCGUCUGUCGACUCGGUGACAGCGGCAGAAGCGACUGCUGAGGGAGGAUCGGUGUGUGGGGAUGCGGCUUCGGCAAGGCGUCACGCUGUCCCGCGCUGGAUUCUGCGGUUUUCGUCCGCCGCCGAAGCGUCUGCGUGGUUGAAAAACACGCAGAAGCUGACGACGUUGAUGCCCUCUACGGGGAAGAUCUGGAUGGUAACCGAGCAGGCCGAGGUCUUCUGGGCUGCCAGCCGAAACGUCGAAACCGCGUCCUGGACGAAGAUUGGGGGUCACGUGGUUCGCGUGGACAGUGUCUCGUUUCGUGAUGGGGUGGGGCAAGUUACCUGGGCACUGGGUCACGACGGGACACCGUGGGCUCUGCGCGAGGACUGGGUGUCGUCCUCCUCCACGAAUCCCCAGCCACGAUUUUCCAACGCCCACUUUCCCCUCCACACCACUCACUUCCAAACCGACUGCCGGCAGUUCAAGGUCUACGAAUUCCAAGUCUGGCGCAUGCUUCAUGGCUACACGUCGAGCAUAGCUACCAACGGAAGCGGGGUUGUUUGGUCGCAGGACGUUCAGCAUCAGCAGCCCUGCACCCUCUUCGACACCCACCUGCCACCGCACGGCGGUCGCGUGCACUGGCUAGGCGACUGGGAGGUCGACUUCUCUCCCGCGCCCACCUCCGCCUCGUAUCGCUUCUCUUCGUGUGGAUGCCGAUGCGAGGACUGUGCGUCUGGAAGCAGCGCCAGCAAGGAGAGCCCGCCUUCAUCGCCGCGUGGGUCGCCUUGCCAAGACUGCACCGUCAAAUCGUCGUUGGGGUCUCUGGAGGUCGUGAUCACCGCCACCACCACCACCAACGACUCUCCUCCCCCGAGGCAAUUCACCUCGGGUGCUCCCUACCCCGGCACCGAGGAGGGUUUCGUGUACCCAGGGUUGCCAUCGUGCAACUCCAAGGGCUGGCGCUACACCCCUCGACUGCCCGCUCAUAGGCAAGUCAGCGCAUCCUCUUUGCUGUGCCCCCUUGGCAUGAUGCGUCCCACACACAUGAGCACUUGCCAUGGACAGCGUUCGAGAACGUCCAGUGGAGCUAGGCACCGUCAGUGGAUUCGUUUGUGCUACGUUUGCACAGAGGGUCCCUGGCAGGAGGUGGGCGCCCUGAAGCUCAAGUCCCUCGCCCUCUCGCGCAGUCCGUUGGACCCCGACUCGUCGGAUCUGUGGGCUGUCACCGACUCGGGCGAACUCGUCUUUCGUCGCGACGUCACUGCCUCCAAUCCCACCAUAGAGCAAUACCUUGCCAAGCGUUGCGAUUUCGUGGUUCCUGGCGAUCAUUUGGGGCAGUACAGGAAGGUUGGAAGCAGUGGAGGGUCACGGAUCGACCCUUCGACAGCGUUCCCGUUGCUGUGGGCGCGCCUUGUUAACGCAUUUCUGUACGCACCUCCUUGCCGUUCGUCAGAGGUUGCCACGAUCAUUUUCUGGAACAUGGACUUGGCACUAGCUGUGAUGGCGACUGUCUCCUAUUGA
Mesocestoides corti is the source of this 3939-nucleotide messenger RNA. The record is from the annotation of a GenBank genome assembly. Lineage: Eukaryota; Metazoa; Platyhelminthes; Cestoda; Cyclophyllidea; Mesocestoididae.